This is a messenger RNA of Aricia agestis (brown argus), 1980 nucleotides long. RefSeq lists its product as uncharacterized. The transcript is spliced from 4 exons. Bases 1 to 1980 code for a protein of 659 amino acids. The record is from RefSeq and is a predicted model, not a curated record. NCBI's taxonomy places the organism in Eukaryota, Metazoa, Arthropoda, Insecta, Lepidoptera, Lycaenidae.
AUGGUUGAGGCUAGAAGACGUUUCAAGGCCAAAUUGAGGUGGUGUCAGAACAGGCAGGAACAAAUUAAAAUGAAUAUCCUCGCUACUAAUCACCAUCGUAAAGACUUUAAGAACUUUUGGAAAACGACAAAUAAAAUGAAUAUUAAGCCCAGCCUCCCCGUGUGCGUUGGCGGUGUUACUGACCACAAGCAGGUAGCGGACGCUUUCAGGGUGCACUUCUCUGUGCGCUCGCCUCUGACUUCGUCCGAUCCGAGAAUGAGCGAUACUGAGACCAUGAUGAAUAAUCAAAACACUAAAAUACCAGCAAAAUUAGUGUCCAGAAUCAUCUCCAAAAUGCAACGGGGAAAAUCCCCGGGUCAUGAUGGUCUCAGUAUUGAACAUUUUAAGUAUGCGGGGGUUCAUUUGCCGCGAGUGCUGUCUCUGUUUUUCACUCUGUGCAUAGGCCACACCUACCUGCCCGAACCACUUAUGCGUACACUAGUAGUGCCUGUAGUGAAAAACAAAACGGGUGACACAUCCGAUAUGAACAACUACCGGCCCAUCUCUCUCACUACUACCGCGGCGAAGGUGCUUGACAGUGUGUUGAAUGGUUUCCUUGCCGAGUAUAUCGAGGUCAGCGAUGCUCAGUUCGGCUUUAGGGCAGGAGUAUCGACUGAGAGUGCCAUUUUUUGCCUUAAACACGCUGUCAAGUAUUACACCGCGAGGAGGACGCCGGUAUACGCGUGCUUCCUCGACUUGUCGAGGGCUUUUGACCUGGUUGCCUACGAUAUCCUAUGGAACAAGUUGAGGGGCUCGGGUGUGCCGGACCAGUACACCGCCCUCUUCAAAUACUGGUAUGCUCACCAGACAAACCGAGUGAGAUGGGUCGGUACACUGUCGGAUGAGUAUAUAAUGAACUGUGGCUUGAGGCAGGGGGGGUUGAGCUCCCCAUUACUGUUCAACCUUUAUGUAAAUCAGCUUAUCGAGGAACUGAGCAGCACUCAUGUCGGCUGCCACAUUGACGGAGUGUGUGUCAACAACAUAAGCUACGCGGACGACAUGGUUCUGCUCGGUCCCUCGAUAAGCGGACUUAGAGAACUCCUGUCGAUUUGUGAGAGAUACGCGGAGGCGCACGGCCUGAAAUAUAACUCAAAUAAGAGUGAAAUACUCAUAUUCAAGGCACCGAAACAACAGCCCAGGCGUGUGCCUCCAGUCUAUCUUAAUGGGGUGGCUCUUAAGGUCGUCGAUAGCUUUAAGUAUCUCGGUCACAUUGUAACCAGUGACCUACGAGAUGACAGCGACAUAGAGCGGGAGCGCAGAGCGUUGGCGGUGAGAAGUAACAUGCUCGCCCGCAGGUUUGCUCGCUCCACUGCAGACGUCAAAACAACUCUAUUUAAGGCGUUCUGCCAGUCUUUUUAUACGAGCGGUCUGUGGGUGUCAUACACGAGUCGAGCCUACAACGUUCUGCGCGUUCAGUAUAACAACGCUUUUAGGAUGCUGUUGCGACUGCCGUGGCGCUGUAGCGCAUCAGGGAUGUUUGCGGAGGCCCGUACUGAUGGCUUUCACGCUAUCAUGCGCAAAAAAGCCGUCUCCCUGCUGCAACGUGUUCGCGGCUCUCGGAACAGUAUCCUAAAAAUGAUUGCAAUGCGAUGUCCCUUGCGCACGGACCUCGCGGACCUGCGGUGGUGCCGGGGGACAAGGCGGAACGGGUUUGGAGCGGCGACGGCGGCGAGCUGCGCGGCGGGGCUCGCUCUCUUCUUCCCGAACCACCGGCGCACGCGCACGUCCACUAAAUAUUACCAAUAUACCAACAUUGUAAAAUCAUGUAUAUGUAGCUUUGAUUUAAAAGAAGCUAGUGACUGCGACUCGCGAAUCUCUAGUGGCAGAUCAUUCCACAAGUGCAUGGGUGUAGAUUUGAAGAUCGUCUGCAUAGAGGUGGAAGAGGCAGGUGAGGAGCGGAGUGAGGAAAUUAAUAAAAAGGGAGAAAAGGAGAGGGGAUAG